This is a messenger RNA of Pleurotus ostreatus (oyster mushroom), 1134 nucleotides long. RefSeq lists its product as uncharacterized. Gene Ontology annotation, biological process: maturation of SSU-rRNA from tricistronic rRNA transcript (SSU-rRNA, 5.8S rRNA, LSU-rRNA). The record is from RefSeq and is a predicted model, not a curated record. NCBI's taxonomy places the organism in Eukaryota, Fungi, Basidiomycota, Agaricomycetes, Agaricales, Pleurotaceae. Bases 1 to 1134 code for a protein of 377 amino acids. The transcript is spliced from 3 exons. Gene Ontology annotation, cellular component: nucleolus; small-subunit processome.
AUGGACUCUACCGCUGUAUGUGGAGUGAUCAACGAGGUCUCUCGCAGUAUCGCUUCUGUUCGGGAGUGCAUCAAGGACCUGCAUGAAAAGCAGAAUGGUACGGACCUUGAUACGAAGGACGGUAUAUCACUGCUCACAUUGAAGAACCAUGUCAUGGUGUCAUAUCUUCAAUCCUUGCUAUUGGUCUCGUCUCGCCGUGCCUUGGGACAUUCGCUCGUGGACAGACAACCUUCAUCUCAACCAUUCAGCGAUCCCGUCCGCUCUGCCAGAGGAUCCAAUGCUGGAGAUCUUGUUGACUCAAUGAUUGAAAACCGAGUUGUUUUAGAGAAAAUCAAAGUUCUAGAAACCAGAAUGAGAUAUCAAAUUGACAAGCUAGUCAAGCUUGCGGAACAGUCUCCUGACACUGCGGAAAGUGCUGCUGACGAUCCUUUGGCAUUCCGACCCAAUCCCCAGAACCUCGUACAAGUUGACGGGGACGGUGCUGGGAAUGACCGCAAUAAGGACCGUGAUCACUCAGAGGACGAAGAUAUCUACCGCCCACCUCGUCUUGCACCUACGCCUUACAUUGAGACCGCCAAAGAUAAAAGAGCUAAGCGUCUGCCUGCGCCAAGUGCACUCACGUCUCUCCUCGACAUCGAUCCCUCUCGGCCGCACAUGGAGACCACCUCUGGCCUGGGGACUACGCCUUCACUCACCUCCGCUCGUGCUCGCGAACUUAAUCGCAUCACCGAGUAUGAAGAAGAGAAUUUCACCCGUCUAAUGAUGAAAAAGAAAGACCACAUACGUCGGCUUCGUGACGAGGAAGACAUCGCUUUGGGUGGAAGUGCUAGUGUUGGUGGAAGUUCGGGCAAAACGCGUCGGCGUGGCGGUGGAUUCGAAGAUGAGUUCAACGACGUGCUGAAGAAUGUGGGCAAAUCUAGAGGAGCGUUUGACAGGGACGGCUACGAGCAACUGAGGGAGAGAGGGAAGAAGGGCGAUAUUCUGGAACGGAGUCGCUCGAAACCGAAGUCACGAAACUCCGGGACAGACGAGGUCGGAGAAGAGACUGGAGAUUCCGGGCGUAAGAGGAAACGCAGUAGGUUCGAGGCUGACAUGAAGUCAACGAAGAAAAAGCUCGCCAGAUCCCGCAAGUAG